Messenger RNA from Telopea speciosissima, 990 nucleotides. RefSeq lists its product as uncharacterized. The record is from RefSeq and is a predicted model, not a curated record. NCBI's taxonomy places the organism in Eukaryota, Viridiplantae, Streptophyta, Magnoliopsida, Proteales, Proteaceae. The transcript has a single exon.
AGGAAGAAGAUCAAAGGAAGUAGUUAGAGAUGGCGAUCGAUCUCUGCUCGGCUUCGGAGAGUUCUGGGAUCGGAAUAAGUCCAAGAAUUUCGUUUUCUCAUGAUCUAUGCCACUCUGAUGUCGUCCCUGUCGAAGAAUACAGCCAUCGAUCAGAUGCGUCGCUCUUGGAUUCAAGCUUCAAUUUUGAUUUCGGCGUCAGCGGAAGCUUCGAACAAGAACCAUUUUCGGCUGAUGAUCUCUUCUUCGAUGGAAAAAUGCUUCCUUGUGAAAUUAGGGAGAAAACAGAGAAUGCUUCUCUUUCGAAACAAAUCCAUCAACCUAUCCGUCCUCUGCCACCUCUGCCUCCGCCUCCGCCUCCUCCUAAACCUUAUCUUACUAAUACUACGAGUGAUGAUUCGAAGAAAGAAAGCUUGAAGAAAAUCAUGGCGAUGACUACCGAAUCGGAAGAAAAGGCCUCCUCGAAAUCUUUCUGGCGGUUCAGACGAAGCAAUAGUUUCAAUUGCUGGAAUGGUCAAAUUUGCUCCAUACCGCUUUUAUCCCGAAGCAAUUCAACAGGUUCAACAUCAAAUUCCAAACGACAACCAUUGUUAAAGGACAGUCAAAAUCAAUCCCAUAAACCUCCUUCCAUGCCAGCAAAAUUUUCUUCUUCUUCAUCUUCGUCAUCGUCAUCGUCUCAGAAGCAUCCACUGAAAAAGAAUUGUGGCGGUGGAUCUUACGGCAGUGGGGUUCGAAUUAGUCCUGUUCUUAAUGUUCCACCUCCCUAUAUUGCCAAAGGAACUGUAAAUUUAUUUGGUUUGGGUUCGUUAUUCAGCACUGGAAAGGAUAAGAACAAGAAGAAAUAAUCUGCAUUCUUUCUUCUAGGUGAUGAAUUGGUUUACUAUUUGCAUAUUUUCAUGGGUUUAAUACGCCCUCAACAUUUGUUCUUGAAUUACUGUGUGAUCAAGUUGUGAAAUUGAAUGCAAUUAUGUGAAGAAUGAAGGAUUCCAGAGU